Messenger RNA from Onychostoma macrolepis, 586 nucleotides. Its product is annotated as cytochrome c oxidase subunit 8B, mitochondrial. NCBI's taxonomy places the organism in Eukaryota, Metazoa, Chordata, Actinopteri, Cypriniformes, Cyprinidae. The record is from RefSeq and is a predicted model, not a curated record. The transcript has 2 exons. Gene Ontology annotation, biological process: mitochondrial electron transport, cytochrome c to oxygen. Gene Ontology annotation, cellular component: mitochondrion. The coding region runs from base 65 to 286 and encodes 73 amino acids.
UGCCGCACAUUCCGGUGUCCGCCUCUUCCUGUUCAUUACACACACUCGAUUUCAGAGGAUCAAGAUGUCUGGACUUCUGCGGGGAAUCGCUCGCGUCCGCGCCGCUCCGGUUCUGCGGGGAUCAGCCAUCACCCAGCGAGCCAACAUCACCACGCGCCCUGCCAAGGAUAAGUGUGGGCCCGUUGAGACCGUAAUUGGUCUGAUCGCAUUUACUUUUACCAUCCUGGGACCAUCCGGGUGGAUUCUGGCUAACCUGGAAAACUACAAAAAGAAGGCUGCUGCUUAGUCUGAGUGAUCUACUUGUCAUGGACUGAACGCAGUUUGUCUGGUUUUAUUGCUUUUAACAUGUUGGGACCACCAUCUCACAGACCUCCAUCUUACCUAAUCAGCGGAACAAUUUGUCUCCUUUGAGCCACCCUGCUACCUCUCCAUGCGACCGUUUACUUUCCUCCAGACACUCCGGUCUUUGUUACACUGAGCUGUUUGCUCCUUCUUACUAACUGUGUGAUAACGUAAUCAUGGGUGAUUCAAUCCUCCUCACCUGGAGCUGUUACAGUUGAAAUAAAUCAUUAUUUAAAUCCUUAAA